AGUGGAAGAUUUGUUGUCAUCAGAGCCAAACCGUGCAAAAGCAAAGCCCCAAACUUCAGCUCAUCAAAUCAAUGGAGUUUUUAUUUCAUUUUUUCACCCUCCUUCUUUCUUGGGCUGAAGUGAAAUCGGUCUUGGGUGAUGGGGGUUUCUGCUCAAUUUCUCCACCUCGCAACAGCGCUGAGUCUCCCAAGUAUUGGAAAGUCACAAACCCUACUCUCGCUCCUUCCCAUCUUCAAGAUUUACCUGGUUUCACUCGCAGUGUGUACAAAAGAGACCAUGCUGUAAUUACGCCGGAGAGUCAAGUAUUCAGCCCUCUACCUAACUGGGAUAAUACAUUGGGAGCUUAUUUGGUCAGCCCUGCAAUGGGAUCACAUUUUACAAUGUACCUGGUAAAUAUGCAAGAGGGUUCAACUUCGGCAUUACCUGAAAAGGGAGUUGAAAGGUUUGUUUUUGUGGUUCAGGGCUCCGUUUUAUUCUCAAAUGGUUCGGGCAGUAGUCAUAAAUUGCAUGUGGACUAUUAUGCAUAUAUACCUCCUAACUUGGACCAUUCUCUGAAGUCAGAGAUGACAACUACUCUUGUUAUCUUCGAGCGAAGGUAUGCGACCCUGGAAAAUUACUAUCCUGAACAGAUCAUAGGUGAGACAGACAAACAGCCUCUUCUUGAAACUCCAGGGGAGGUAUUUGAACUGAGGAAGCUGCUGCCUACUUCAGCUGCCUAUGAUUUUAAUAUCCAUAUUAUGGAUUUCCAACCUGGAGAGUAUCUUCAAGUGAAGGAGGUCCAUUAUAACCAGCAUGGCUUGCUUCUUUUAGAGGGACAAGGAAUAUAUCGCUUGGCUGACAGCUGGUACCCGGUACAAGCAGGGGAUGCGAUUUGGAUGGCACCUUUUGUUCCUCAAUGGUAUGCUGCUCUAGGUAAAACAAGGUCCAGAUAUUUAUUAUACAAGGAUGUGAACCGAAACCCACUGUGAUUGCUUGCCAAGUUCUAAGAUAGAGCGCCAUAUUCACGGUGAUGAAGGUGAGUGAUUUGUAUUAUUACGAGGACCAUAUCAGCUGAUUCUCACCUGAUAGCAAAUGACAAUAUUUUGAAUAAGAAAUCUUCUUCAGGAGUUAAAAACUUUUUUUUAAUUAUAGCUAGAGUGACGCAGAUUGAUUUUUAUUA
Asparagus officinalis (garden asparagus) is the source of this 1159-nucleotide messenger RNA. Its product is annotated as probable (S)-ureidoglycine aminohydrolase. Gene Ontology annotation, molecular function: ureidoglycine aminohydrolase activity. The coding region runs from base 72 to 968 and encodes 298 amino acids. The record is from RefSeq and is a predicted model, not a curated record. Lineage: Eukaryota; Viridiplantae; Streptophyta; Magnoliopsida; Asparagales; Asparagaceae. The transcript is spliced from 13 exons.